Molecule: messenger RNA, 1014 nt
Organism: Paramecium octaurelia
Lineage: Eukaryota; Ciliophora; Oligohymenophorea; Peniculida; Parameciidae
Source: the annotation of a GenBank genome assembly
AUGAGUGUUUUAAAAUUAUUCACCAUACACUUAUUAAUAAAAUUGGGAUUAAAUUCAGACGUCUUACAGAAAUCUGAUUUAAACCCAGGAAAUAAGGCUUAAUAAAUAUAAAAUUUAAUUCUAUUGAUGGAAUUCAGGAUACAUGACAGGAUAGCUAAAGUUUACGAACUAAAACGAAUCAAUGAACCAGAAAAAGUGAAGAGAAUAGUCAAGUUUUUCACAAAUUACAAUAUUGGAAGAAAGCUGGGCCCUCAUGAAUUUUGUGAGACUCUAUUAGUGUUUUCUGUCUAAAAAAUCGUCAUAAUUAUAAGAAUAAAUCAAUAUUUAUAGACAGUGGAAAUUCACAAAUGCUCCUUUUCUGAAAUAGAGAAUUCUAUUCAACAUGAUAAAUAAUACCACAUAAUUAGUAGCUUUAUGAUAGAGUCGAUUGAAUACCAAAUUAAUAAGCCUUUUAUGCCAUAUUUUUUGGACUCAUAAUACUUUUACUUCAUUAUAAAUCAGGAAAUCAUUUAAUACAAUCUAGCCUCUCUACUAACAUCUAAAAAUUCUCCUACAACUAUAGUAAAAAGACACUUAAUCUAGUCUCCAAUUUACUUUAGAGAUGAUUUCAUUCACGUUAAAAAUAAAAAUAUUCUAUAUUCUUUUCAAAGACAUGCACAUCAAAUUAGCCAUAGAAAAUUUCUACUUAAUAUGCAACAAAUCAAUUUACAAACUGAUACUUCCAAUUACUUCUAAUUUGAAUUAGUAACUUCAAUGUAUAUGACAAAUAUCGAUUUAAUUCAGAGCCCAUUCAUUAAUUCUGUAGUUUUUGAAACUAAUGAGAUAACCCUAGAGAUUUAUUUUCCAUUUUAAGGAAGCUUAAUAAAAUAGAGAUAUUCACUGUCCUAAAAUUCAGAUUUUGAUUUUUAAGAUGAGAAGAGAGAAGAAAUAAAUUUUGAGAAGGAACCUGGGUUAAUACAGAUAUGGAAUUUAGAAUAGGAACAUGAUUAGGUUAAUUCUUUGGUUUUAUAUUGA